This is a messenger RNA of Megachile rotundata (alfalfa leafcutting bee), 786 nucleotides long. RefSeq lists its product as uncharacterized. Lineage: Eukaryota; Metazoa; Arthropoda; Insecta; Hymenoptera; Megachilidae. The record is from RefSeq and is a predicted model, not a curated record.
AUUAAUGUAACUGAUCAAUCGUUUCAUCGGACCGAGAAAAGGAUUCAAACGCACGGUGUUAAAAGACACACAGUUUCCUCACGAUGUCCAGGUACCUCGGUCUGAUUCUCCUUAUCAGCACGUGCGGCCACGUGUACGGCAGCAAAAGAUGCGAAGGUAGUGGUUUAGGCUUGAAAUACGUCUGGGGAGAUGCUCUUACGGAUCCAGCGGACUGUAUAGGACCAAAUAAUAUGCAGUACCCGUCAGCUGCUAUCUCGAGGAGUUACAAGAAUCUGUGGGCGAGCAGUCGGACCGCAAGAGCUCAUCAGCCACGGACAAUCGAUCCUGAACUGACGAGGCAGGCGCUUCUGCAUAAUUACAAGGUCGCUCACGGGGAUUACUCGAUCGCUGAAUCCACACGCAAUGGACGCGCAUUUACCCCGAAAGAAAGCUGUGGUUCGCCAGCCAGGUUAUGUAAAACCAGGUACAACACCACGGCACCGAUGUACGGGGUCAGCUUAACCAGUGGCCAGCCGGUGACGAUCGUGCAAAAGUUCCCUGAUCUUCUGCAGCAGGUUGUCUUCGAAGUCUGCGAAUCAAAAGAGUGCGACGUGGUCCAUGGCGAGUGCACUCAAACCUACGUACCGUACCUGUUUCUGGUGAUUCCUCUCGGACCAGUGACCUUGACCGGUCAAGAUUACGUUCUGGUGGAGAGCGGUUGCGUCUGCAAGCCGAGAAAUUCGGCGAGCUCCACGUCGGAGCCCCCAUCCGUUCCAAGCUUCUAAAGGGUUCUUUGAACCCGGGUGA